UCUGAAACAAUUGAAACAAUGGAUGAAGUAAAAAAGGAAGAAUCUUAUGAAAUAUUCAAUGAAAUUAUAAAAAUUCAAAAUAUUCCAAACAGUUCAGUUAUAUCCAAUGAAGAUAUUUACAAAUUUUUUAUUAAAAAGGGAAUUUUGUCAACAGAAGAAGAUCCUAAGAUCUUGAUUAAGCAUUUUGUUGGCAAGUACAGAAGAAAGAAACUCGACAGUUACCAUUUAAAAUAUGAAGAAUUCCAUAAUAUGUCAAAUGCAUUUCCAGCAAUCAAAGAUUAUAUCAUGGAAAUGCGUAAUGAUAAAACUAAGAUUAAUCAAUCAUUAAAUAACUGA
Messenger RNA from Diversispora eburnea, 336 nucleotides. NCBI's taxonomy places the organism in Eukaryota, Fungi, Glomeromycota, Glomeromycetes, Diversisporales, Diversisporaceae. The record is from the annotation of a GenBank genome assembly.